Molecule: messenger RNA, 4836 nt
Organism: Didymella exigua CBS 183.55
Lineage: Eukaryota; Fungi; Ascomycota; Dothideomycetes; Pleosporales; Didymellaceae
Product: P-loop containing nucleoside triphosphate hydrolase protein
Exons: 2
Coding region: 1-4836 (1611 amino acids)
Biological process (GO): lipid transport; transmembrane transport
Cellular component (GO): intracellular membrane-bounded organelle; membrane
Molecular function (GO): ATP hydrolysis activity; lipid carrier activity; ATP binding
Source: RefSeq, a predicted model, not a curated record
AUGGCGAUCCUUAGCCAGACGUGGAUCCUCACCAAGAAGACGCUGCUCAUCGUCGCAUGGCGGCAGUGGUUCUUCACGAGUGUGCGCGCCUUCUGGGCGCCUAUAAUCUUUAUGUUCUUCAUCACAUACGCAAAAAACUUCUUCAUCCCACCUUCUGAAUUCGGCAUCGGCAACGCAACACCCAUUCGAUCCUUCCCCAACGCCCUCGCUGCUGCUACGGGCGGUCGCGACAAGGUCAUCUUCGUAAACAACGGACAUACCGGCGGUGAUAUUGAGAGCGUCAUAGGACAGCUAUCGAACCAAGUGCGCGAUGCUGGCCUACAACCCAUUAUAAUCAAUAAUGAGGUGGAGCUUCUGACAACAUGUUCAUCGUCGCUGCGUGGCGCAAGCACAUGCUUCGGCGCAGCGUCCUUCCACUCGAGUCCCAAUGAAGGCGGUGGACCGGCCUGGAACUACACACUGCGCGCUGACGGCGUGUUGGGAACACAAAUCUAUGUCGGUGAGGAGGACAACGAUGUGCAGAUCUACAUUCUGCCUUUCCAACGCGCCAUUGAUGAGACAAUUGCCAGUUUGAAUAGCUCAGCCGACGUGAUCCCCACUAUCGACGGGUUUCCAUACACCGAUCGCACGCAGGAGGAAAGAGACGAGCGAAUCCGUGUGCUGUAUAUGGGCGCACUCAUCAACAUCAUGGGCGCUGCAUUGUACAUUGGUGUUUGCGGUGUGACCUAUCAGCUUACCGGACAAAUGGCUGAAGAGCGCGAGCGGGGGAUAUCGCAACUGGUGGAAGCCAUGUCCCCGGCCAAGAAGGCGUGGCAUACACAAUUCGCACGGCUCCUGGCAAACCACAUCGCGUUUGACAUCAUCUACUUCCCCGGCUGGGUCAUCAUGGGACUGAUCGUAUGGGCCCUUGCCUUCAAGUCUUCCAACGCGGGAAUUCUGGUCAUCUUCCAUAUCCUGGCUGGUCUGUCGCUGACGAGCUUCUCCAUCUUCGGUGCUGCGUUCUUUCGCAAGGCUCAGCUGUCUGGUAUCACGAUUGUCAUCGUUCCCAUCCUGCUCGCCAUCAUCGCGCAAGUCGCAGGCCCGUUCGGCACUUCGGCGGUAUACGUUCUCAGUCUGAUUUUCCCCUCCAUCAAUUACGUCUUCUUCAUUGUCUGGGUCGCACGUUUCGAAAGAAAACUUACAGGUGCCAAUCUAGGCCAGGGCGCCCCCGACUACGAAGAUCAUGUUUGGACGACCCCUGGCAUUGUCUUCUGGGUUUUCUUCAUCAUCCAGACACUCGUGUACCCCUUUCUUGGUGCGCUCGUCGAGCGCUGGCUGUACGGCACCGUCUCGGCUGACCGCAAGACAACGACUGAUUCGCUGGACCACAACAUCAUUCUGAGGAAUUUUUCGAAGCACUGGACACCGAGCUGGUUGCGCAAAAACGUCCUGUGUAGAAUCGGCAUCAAGCCCCCGGAGACUGUCAUUGCUGUCGACGACUUCAGCAUUAAGGCGCGCAAGGGUCAGAUUAUGGUUUUGCUUGGAGCCAACGGAAGCGGCAAGUCGACGACAUUGGACGCCAUCGCGGGCCUGAAUACCAUCACCAGCGGAUCGAUCGAAAUCGACGGUACUGGAGGUCUAGGACUGUGUCCGCAGAAGAAUGUUAUGUGGGAUGAGCUGAAUGUUUACGAGCACGUCCGGAUCUUCAACCAGCUCAAAUCGACUGGUACAAUUGACACCAAGGACACCAUCGAGGAAUUGAUCCGCGCUUGCGAUCUGGGACACAAGAUCAAGGCCCGGUCCAGCACGCUCUCAGGCGGUCAGAAAAGGAAGCUUCAGCUGGCGAUGAUGUUCACUGGUGGUAGCAAAGUAUGCUGCGUUGACGAAGUCUCCUCUGGACUUGAUCCUCUUUCGAGACGGAAGAUCUGGGAGAUUCUGCUUGCUGAGCGUGGCGAUCGCACUUUUCUUCUGACCACGCACUUCCUCGACGAAGCUGAUGUUCUCGCUGAUUAUAUCGCCAUCCUUUCGCGCGGUGUCUUGAAGACGAAAGGCACCUCUGUCCAGCUGAAACACGAGGUCGGCGCUGGCUACCAUGUUACAUACCCCCGAGACGCACCUAUUACACCGCCAGCAGAUGCAACGAAGAAGCCUGCGCCGUCGGCAGACAUGAUACAGUACUGGUUUCCUGACGCUCUUCCUGCGACUCACUUUGUCGAUGUUUUGAGGUCCAAAGGUGUUAAGAACUACGAUAUUGUCGGCCCGACACUGGAAGAUGUGUUCCUGGCUAUGGCUGAGGAAGUCAAGGAGCACAAUCUCAUGGAUGCAAAUGAACACCAAGCGGUGCUCGCGAACAAAGACGACCAUCCUUCAGAUCAAGUCUCCAACACGGACAAGGGACUCGAGAUGGGCAAGGGCCGAGGUACCUCGAUGGGCAAGCAAACCCUCAUCUUGAUGCAGAAGCGCUGGACCAUCCUUCGACGCAACUUCUGGCCUUACAUUUUUGCUCUGCUGUUGCCUAUCAUCGCUGCUGGUCUGGUCACAUUGUUCCUGCAGAACUACACAGCCGUUGGUUGUGAUCCUGGGGAAACCUCCAACGACCCCGAGGUCUUCACGCUUGCCAGCACUGACGCCAUCCCGCUCAUCCCGAUUGGUCCUUCAAGCCUUGUCGGCGAUGCUAUCGCACAGAUCGUCCAGCGUUCUGGGAUCAAGAACGAUAGCUUCUAUAUCGUCGAUACGCUUGAUGAGUUCAACGACUUUGUCCAGACGAGCUUCCGCAAUAUCACGCCUGGUGGCUUCUUCAUCCGCGAGAAUGAGUCUACGAUAAUGGCAUAUCUUGGAGAUGGUGGCGUAGUCGGUGGGCUUAUCACACUCAACACUCUCGAUAAUGUGCUCUCGAAUGUUGCCAUCUCGACCCAAUAUCAGCAGUUUGCGGUACCUUUCGCACCGAACAUGGGCGACACACUGCAGCUAACGCUCUACUUUGGUUUAGCCAUGUGUGUUUUCCCUGCACUGUUUGCUCUUUACCCAACACAAGAGCGCUUGAGGAAGGUGCGAGCACUGCACUAUAGUAACGGUAUCCGAGCUGUACCGCUGUGGCUGGCAUACACUGCAUUCGACUUCAUCUUUGUUCUAAUCAUUGCAGGUGUCACGACAGCGAUCUUUGCUGGCGCCUCUAGUGCUUUCUACGGUCCUGGCUACCUGUUCGUGGUUUUUGCCCUUUACGGUCUGACCGCGAUUCUGUUCUCGUAUCUCAUCUCGAUUGUUGUCACGUCGCAGCUUGCGGCAUUUGCUUUUGCCGCCGGUGGUAUGGUUUCUCUGUAUCUCAUAUACUUCAUUGGAUAUAUGGCCAUCCUUACAUAUGCCCCUGCGUAUAAGAUCGACGACUGGAUCAACAUCUUCCACUGGACUGUUUCGCUCAUCGCACCAUCUGGUAGUCUGCUGAGGACACAACUGCUCUCGCUCAACUCGUUCAGUGUCCUCUGCGAUGGCAAUAAGAUCCCCAGCUACCCUGGCAAGCUUACGGUCUACGGUGGUCCAAUCCUGUACCUUACAGUCCAGGCUAUCCUUCUCUUCAUCGCUCUUGUCUGGUGGGAUUCUGGCUACAGACCACCUUUCCUCAACCGCGCAAGCAGUCGUCAAACGCAUACAGAAGAGAACCUUGAGACCAUUCCGCCUGCUGUCCUUGCUGAGACAACACGCACCGAACAAUCCAAGGACAGUCUGCGUGUACUUCAUCUGCAGAAGACAUUCGGCUCCAACCAUGCGGUCAAUGACAUUAGCUUCGGUAUCCCACGAGGUCAGGUCUUUGGUCUGCUCGGCCCCAACGGAGCAGGAAAGUCCUCGACCAUCUCACUCAUCCGUGGUGACAUUCAUCCAACGACACAUAUCAACGGCGGUGGUGAUGUACUCAUCGAAGACAUAUCCAUCAUCUCCAAGCGCGCUGCCGCCCGUGGCCAUCUGGGAGUGUGUCCCCAAUUCGACGCCAUGGAUACCAUGACCGUGACGGAGCAUUUGUACUUCUACGCUCGCGCUCGGGGCGUGCCGGAUCCUGUGUCCUCUGUUAACGCCAUCCUGCAGGCCACUGGCCUCGCUCGCUUCCAGACACGUCUCGCUUCCAAGCUUUCCGGUGGUAACAAGAGGAAGCUUUCCCUUGGUAUUGCGCUUAUGGGUAAUCCCUCCGUCCUCCUGCUCGACGAGCCCAGUUCGGGUAUGGAUGCGGCUGCAAAGCGUGUCAUGUGGCGUACGCUCCUUGGUGUUGCGGCGCCUGGACGUGCACUGUUGAUCACUACGCACUCCAUGGAGGAAGCCGAUAAACUCGCGACGCGAGUCGGUAUCAUGAAGCGGAAGAUGAUGGCUCUCGGUACUGUUGGCCAGCUUGGCGAGCAGUACGGUGAUGCGUGGGUUGUCCAGCUCGUUCUCAAGAGCGCCCCAGAGACCACGGAAGAGGAAAUGGAGGCGUGCAAGGAGUGGGUCAGGAGGAAGAUACCCGGUGUGCAGAUGGAUAAGUGGGGGUCUAGGGAUGGAGGUCACGGGCAGCUGAGGUUCAAGGUGCUGAAGGCUGCAAAGGGUGAGGGGGGUUCACGGACGCCCUCUCUCCACGCCGACGACGUCGAAAAGACAAACGCCGAUGCCACUGACCAGCUUGUGCGCACACAGUCCUCGGACCUGGGAGGCAUCCCAGGGCUCAUCCAGCUCCUUGAGUCGAACAGAGAGGAGCUCGGACUGGAGUAUUACUCUGUCUCGCCAACUACACUUGACGAGGUUUUCCUUCGCGUUGUCGGUGAGGAUGAAGAGGAGAAUGGUAAGGAGAAGAAGCAGUCCAGCGGAUCCAAGUUUUUGAAGUUCCCCUGCUUCUAA